Messenger RNA from Danaus plexippus (monarch butterfly), 2724 nucleotides. Its product is annotated as phosrestin-2-like. The record is from RefSeq and is a predicted model, not a curated record. Lineage: Eukaryota; Metazoa; Arthropoda; Insecta; Lepidoptera; Nymphalidae. Gene Ontology annotation, cellular component: cytoplasm. Gene Ontology annotation, biological process: signal transduction; G protein-coupled receptor internalization. The coding region runs from base 189 to 1724 and encodes 511 amino acids. Gene Ontology annotation, molecular function: G protein-coupled receptor binding. The transcript has 11 exons.
UCGAGGCGAACGCACGUGUACAGCGCGGCCGUAAAAUGUGUUGCGUUGAGUGAAGCAGUUGUAACAAUAGCACAGCUUUCGUAAGUGUACUUGGUGAUCGAGUGAUGUGGUUGAUUUGAAUGUGGUUGUUCUGUGAUUGAAGGGGAUUGGUGCAUUUUUACUGUUACGAAAGGCGUCGAAGGCACGAAAUGACGUCAGACACCGCGCUCAACUCCCAGCGAGUUUUUAAGAAGGCAUCACCGAACAAUAAACUAACUUUGUAUUUAACCUCGCGGGAUCUGGUGGUGGAGAAUGGCAGCAUCGAUAAAAUACAGGGAGUGAUCCAUGUGGACACUGACAGCUUGGAAAACAAAAAGCUAUUUGGACAAGUGACGUUAACUUUCAGGUACGGGCGCGAGGAUGAAGAGGUUAUGGGGCUCAAGUUCUGCAAUGAAGCUAUUAUGAGUCUGGCACAGAUAUGGCCUAUACAUUGCAAUUUGGAUAAGGAACCAAAUACACCAUUGCAGGAAGCUCUAAUAAGGAGACUAGGAGCGAAUGCUUUUCCAUUCCACUUGGAGUUGACUCCGCUCGCACCCCCCAGCGUACAACUGGUCCCCGCCAAACAAUACCACGGGGCUCCAAUAGGGACCUCGUAUGACGUGCGAGCCUUUAUUGCUGAACGAGCUGAUGAAAAGGUAUCACGUCGGAAUACAGUACGUAUGGGGAUCCGGGUCCUGCAAGGUCCGGGGAAGAUGUCCGUUCCUCCAACACUACCGCCGGACUCUCCACAUCACACCUUCGGCAACCUCACACAUCACAAUGUUUUGCGACUAAAAAACAAAACUAAAUUAGAAGCAGAUGAGAACAGCAGGAGAAAACGAGAUCAAAUUGAAACCGUAGAGCCCACUCCACCCCGAACCACUGUGGAGAAACCAUUUCUUUUAUCAGACGGCAGAGUGGAACUUGAAGCGUGGCUGGAUAAGGCGACGUACUCUCACGGCGAGUCGAUACGUGUCAAUAUUCUUGUCACCAAUAAUUCAUCUAAGACCGUCCGAAGAAUAAAGGCGCUAGUUGUCCAACAUGUCGACGUGUGUAUGUUUUCGAACGGCAAGUUCAAGAACGUUGUAGCAUUGGUCAAGGGAACCGGCACUCCCGUACUUCCGGGACAGACGCUCACUGAUGCUUUUACACUUACACCGCAUAAAGGUGCUACCAAGAAUUGGAUAGCACUAGAAGAUUCGUAUUCAAAAUCGGGAGCAAGCCUCGCAUCAACAGUAUUGUGUAAUUCCGACUCACCCGAAGAUCGAAACGUAUUUGCAAUUUACGUUUCGUAUUACGUAAAAGUUAAACUCACGCUUAGCACCAUGGGGGGUGAAGUUUCUGCCAAACUACCAUUUACAUUGACGCACUCGUGCAUAAACGAAGCACCAACUGACAGCGUUACAGAAGAAGCCACACAUAAAAUGAUUCUAGAAGGUAAAGAAAACAGCGAAGACGAGGAUAGCAAAGCUGAAGCAGAAAAUGAUAAGCAGAACAACAACGGAAACAAAGUAGAAGGAACCCGGAAUGAAACAGAGGAAGCUCUCAAACAAGAAAACAGAUGUGUCGCGGACGUUCUUGUGAAUAUUGAGAACAAGGUAAGUGAUAGGCCGAAGAAGUUUGAGGGACAGACGGAAGUAAGGAAUAUUAAGCCCAACGAAGAGGAAUUGGAUCUGAUUGUAAAAUAUCCCGGUUCUGAUACGUGAUCCGACGAGGAUGUUGGUGACACUGGCCAGAGAAAGACGGAACAGUCUGAAGUGUCGCAUGCUAAAACAUGUAAGGCGCAAAUUCACAUAGAGAAAACUGGGUUUGCUGAAAAUCUUAAGAGAGCCGUUUGUUGUAUAGAUAGAAGAAGACAUUCGUAAUAACAAAAUAAAAAGGACAUAUUUAAAUAAGUGAUGUAUAUAUUUCACAAUUUUUAAACACUUUACCUAAUUAAUUUUUUAGAAAGUGAAGACUCCUGUUUUGUCUAAGACCAAUUUUAUAAAAUUGUCACAUAUGAUACUAUGAAAUUUUUCAACUUGUACGAAGCUAAGAUUAAUAUUGCCAAUUUAGGAAAAUGUAUCGUCAAUUUAUAAACUUAACCACCUUUCAAUACAUUAUAUGUCUACACUAAACUUAUGAAACUGACUAAGAUGUAAAGUAACGAAUUCCUAUACUAGUCGCUAGUUUUAAGAUUCUAUUUAAGGGUCACUUAUUUACCGUGUACACCGGUAUCAACCUGAAAAUUCAUUACGCUUAUUAAAUUGUAGUUGCUCGUUCAAUACAUAGCAUUUCUACUAUUAUAAAAUAUAGCUUUAUAAAAGUCGACACGAUUUUGCGCCAAAUCAUUUUAAUUUUAUAACUUCGUAAUGGUUUUAGUAAACUAAAUCAUGUACUACGAGAGGGAUGUGUCGUUUGUAUCCUUUUUAAAAAUAUAAGUCCUAAUCAUCGAUUGCUACUGAGAUUUUUUAAUUACUGUGUCACUGUUGUAAUGAUAGAACUAUAAGUGUGAAAUCAAAAAGAUAUGCUAAUUUAAAUUAUCAUAGAAUGAGGUAAGAGUGUUUUGUCUGUUUUUAAAGAAAUCACGUAUUGAAACGUCUAGUGCGUUGAACAGUGUUUUAAGUUAAAAAUUAAAAAUUUAUCAUGGAUAUACUUUUUCGACACAAGAUACUUGUUGCCACGACAUAUAAAUGUAAAGUUUGUAAAUAAAGUUCUAGAUUGUGA